Perognathus longimembris pacificus (Pacific pocket mouse) is the source of this 5833-nucleotide messenger RNA. It is a transcript of the gene Fam53b, whose product is annotated as family with sequence similarity 53 member B. Gene Ontology annotation, biological process: protein import into nucleus; positive regulation of canonical Wnt signaling pathway. Gene Ontology annotation, cellular component: nucleus. The coding region runs from base 1242 to 2492 and encodes 416 amino acids. The transcript has 5 exons. Lineage: Eukaryota; Metazoa; Chordata; Mammalia; Rodentia; Heteromyidae. The record is from RefSeq and is a predicted model, not a curated record.
CUGAAGGGCUGGGAAGAAAAUUAGUGACCCUGCGCAGUGGUGUGCUGAUGCCAGCAGGAUUGAAGGCCUGUCUGGCGCUGGGGAGUGGCAGUGCAGAGCGGGGUAGGAGCAGACCAGUUGUAGGCCACUGCGUGACAUGGGGUUUGGGGGGCUGACAAGCCAUUAGCUGGUGAGUAAGUACCCAGCUGUUGUUCAGUUCACACUGGAGCUGGACCUGCGCACAUGGAGAGGCGUAUACCUCAGGGGCAGCUUGUCUUCCCCAGUGGGCUUCAUUAGAAGCCAUCUUCUGGGAGACACUGCUCAGGCACUUAUCCCUUUGACCUUGAAACAACCUUGGAGAGGCAUGAGAUGUGCCACCAGCAUGGCCAGAGUGAUGGGGGUGAUGGGGUCUUGUUUAUUUUAGUCACAGCUAUAGUUUGGUGGGGGCACCUAGGCAUUUCAGGCACUUUCUACAUCUGUGCCUGUGCCGGGGUUAAGGAAGUCAACAUGUACACAACAUUUAGGCCUGGCAUGAGUUGAAGCAGUCUGAUUCAUUGUCAAACUACUUUUUUUUUUUUCUUAAAGGGGGGAAAAACCACAUCUAACCAUGUUGGUGUGAUUGGCAAGGGCCUUGGGCGCCCCUUGGGCUCUGUUGCGGCAUGUUGUUGAACGUGGGGGUGUUGCUGACAUAGGCGCUGGGUCACCUGACUGCUGGCGGCCAGCACUCAGGAGCCCUGCUGCCCUCAGAUGCCAGUUCAGAUUCCAGGCCCAGUUGACUCUGUGGCACGUGACUCGAGCCAGGAGGAGAAAGGAAGGGAAGUACGGACCUGAGAGGAGGCAGGCCUGCAGUCCAGCAGCCUCUCUUGGCCUUCUGGGGUGUCUUUCCAUACCCGUAGCUUUUGCUCAUCAGCAUUGACUUCUGAGGAGGGAAGUACGUAAGUAAACUGCAAAUGGUCUCAAGUCCGGCAGUGAGCCUCCCUGUCUGCAGGGCUCCCAGGGACACUAGAAAAUGCCUUCACCUGGCAGAAAGGAAAGUAAAAGACAGAUUGGGCCUGGCUGAGCUGGAACUGGCCAAAAGGUAGUUGACCACACUUGGCCAUUUCCCAGAAGAGCCUCAUCCUGAGAGUGAGUGACUGAUGGGGAGCUGUUUCUACUGACAACAUUCCCUGGGGGUGCCCCGGCAUCACCACUGCCCAGGGUUGCCCUCCUGAAGAUGGCUCGUGCCCACCCUGGGAUGCAGCCCAGUGCCUGAGGUCCUUACCAUGGUGAUGAUCCUAAGGAGAAGCCUCGCCAACCAGGGAGCCGACUCCAUAGCAUGUAGGACCUUCAGCCCUGAACUGCACACGCCAAAGAAGAUGAGUCAAGGACCUACCCUUUUCUCUUGUGGAAUUAUGGAAAAUGACCGAUGGCGAGAUCUGGACAGGAAAUGCCCUCUUCAGAUUGACCAGCCGAGCGCCAGCAUCUGGGAAUGCCUGCCUGACAAGUGUCAGGACGGCUCCCUGUGGCACCGGGAGGCGGUGACUGCCUGUUCAGUGACCAGCCUGAUCAAAGACCUUAGCAUCAGUGACCACAAUGGGAACCCCUCGGCACCCCCUAGCAAGCGCCAGUGCCGGUCACUGUCCUUCUCCGAUGAGAUGUCCAGCUGCCGGACGUCAUGGCGGCCCUUGGGUUCCAAAGUCUGGACUCCUGUGGAGAAGAGACGGUGCUACAGCGGAGGCAGUGUCCAGCGCUACUCCAGCGGUGCCGGCACCAUGCAGAGGAGCUCCAGUUUCAGCCUCCCUGCCCGGGCCAACGGGCUCUCCUCACCCUGCCAUCAGGCUGGGCUACACCGCUUUGGGGGACCGUCCUGCCAAGGGCCACUGGGCUCAGCCCCCUGUGGCCAGGGGGGUGACACCUGGAGCCCAGAGCCGCACCCCACGGGAGGGGGCCGGCUAGACCUGCAGCGGUCUCUCUCCUGCACGCACGAGCAGUUUUCCUUCGCAGAGUACUGUCCACCCUCAGCCAACAGCACCCCUGCCUCAACGCCGGAGCUGGCGCGACGCUCCAGUGGGCUUGCCCGCAGCCGCUCCCAGCCGUGUGUCCUUAAUGACAGGAAGGUCGGCGUGAAACGGCGGCGCCCCGACGAGGUGCAGGAGCAGAGGCCUUCCCUAGACCUCGCCAAGAUGGCACAGAACUGUCAGACCUUCAGCAGCCUCAGCUGUCUGAGCUCCGGGAUGGAGGACUGUGGCCCGCAGAGCCCCUUCACCCUGGUCAGCAGUACCCGCUCCUGGACCGCCUUGCUCUCAGCCUCCAGCCCGGAGGGCAGGACCCCCGCCGGGACCCCCGUUUCUGAGCCUCUCCCCUCCUCCUUCGAUGACCGCCUCGUGUGCCAGGAGGACCUGUCCUGCGAGGAGUCGGAUGAGGAGUGCAGGAGGGGGGAGCCGGCCACAGCCUGGCGGGACCACCGGGUCACGGGGAACAGCCUGUGCUCCCUGGAUGGCGAGCUGGACAUUGAGCAGAUAGAAAACAACUGAGAGGCCCCGGGCCUCAUCCAGGGUGGGGGUGUGUUGAAUCCCUGGGCCUGACGAAAGCUUUCCAAGGGGUGUCAGGUCCCCUGGAGGAAGCCCACCCUCCUCCAGGGAGAGGACCCGGCUCUAGGAGGGCCGACUCGGCCAGCCUGUUGCGGGACGGUCAGCCUUCACCCACCAUCAAGCAUGUUGGCCAACAGGUCCACGGAACUACUGUAGCCCAAGAGCUGCUUUUGUUUGGCCCUUUCUGCCUGUUCCUCAUGGGAGGUGGGCAGUCACCCCUGGCAGGGUGGGGCCCACGCUGCAUCCCCUGGGUUGGGAUGUGGGAGGCUGUGCUCAGGGCCAGGGCCUUCUUGGCCUCGCUCAGGUUCACUCUGGGGAGUUGCCCACCGCGUCCUUCGCUCUGUUUAUUCUGUGCCUUCUCUCCCAGGUCUUCUCGCUCCAGGCUUGGGAAGGUUCGGGAGACACCUGUAGUGACACCAGAACCGUGUGGCCUUAAUCCACAUGAGGGCACUGGGGGGGCCCUCAAGGGGGCAAGCCUGUGUCCAGACUCUCGGGCUCAGGGGACAACUGGGGGUGCUUGACAGAAGCAUCCACAUCGGGAAGGAUUAGGCGGGUCUGUUGUCUGGCAAGGCAGACGCUGCUCCCCCCCGACAGGAAGAGCCACUUGAGGGGCUGCUGUGGCCGCUCUCCCCACGGUGACUUGGCCACGGAGGAGUCAGCUGAGUGUAGAGAUGUCCUGACUAAAGGGCGACCUCUUAAGUGUCCUCAGGAGACAAGCAGGUGCACGACCCCCGGCCCUGUGCGCAUGUCAGGCCUGCGGGCCGCUCGGCAGGGGCCCCUGCUCCGGUCCCCACACAGUCUCGUCUGUUCACGGGCACUGCUGGCUUUAAUCGAGGAGCCCCAUUCACCUUGAGAUUCUCUCUCCUUCACUGCCGCUGCCGGCCCGACUCCCAGCCGCCCUCCUGGCCCCCCACUCCUCCAUCCAGCACGGGGUCCGCCCGCCCUGCAGAGGCCGCACGGGGCUGGGUUCUAGCAGACUGGUGUGUAGUAAAUUUGGCACCUUCCUUGACAAUAGCAAGUGGCUAAAAAUAGCUGGUGUGCUCUCCUGAGCUGGCGGACAUGUGCUCUGGGCACUGCCGUCAAUCUGCUCGCGCUGGCCUUCUGGGGCAAGCCAGCACCCCUCUUCCGCAGGUCAGGCCUCUCGGGCUUGGCAGACUGCUCACACCUUCACUUGUUCCGACACCAAAAAGUGGCAGUGACUCCAGUUCUGAGGUGAAGGUAGCCUCUCUGGAGGCCUCGCCCAGCACCUCAGACAUGGACAGCCCAAGUGGAGCGCCGGGGAUUGGGCCUGGUACAGGGCAGGUCCUACCCGGGGCGGGGGGGGGGGGCAGCUCACUGCCGAGCGCUGGAAAGCUGGCCUCUCUAGGGAGCACCUCGGCCCUGCUUGGUGGGUUGCAGAGGCAGGCUGUCCUCAGAACAACAUGGGAAGAGGAAAAGGGUUGCUGAGAGGAUGUGGAGAGCAUGUGACCACGCUCCACGUUCCCAGAACGCCCAGGAUGGGCCAUCCAGCCCUCAUGGAGUGCACAUCCCCUAACGCAGACAUUUCCUGUGGAAGGUACCAGAGGCAGGCCCCGUUUCCCAGUCCAUUCCACAAGGCCAGCCAGGCCAAAGUGUGGAGCAGCAGCUCCUUAGGACCAGACAAGAGGUGCCUGGUCGCGGGUGCGUGUCAUGAAUGGCCUUUCCUCGGACUCCGUCCACCCCUAUUAGCACACCUGCCAGCACAAGGCUUGCCUUAUCCUUGCCACCUCCCAACGAGCCAGUCCCCUGGCCAGCAGGCCAGCCCCAGGAUACUUAGAGAGAUGAUCCAGGCCCACCCAGAACAGGAAGCGACCUGGCCCCACCGGAAGUCCUCAUCCAGCCCGCAGCAGCAGUUGUCAGGAAGACAGCAGGCGUCUUUUCCACUUAGACAAACAGCCUGUGGUAACUUGUGGUUCUUUCCACUGGAUAGACACCCCCAUCCAGAGGGCACCCACCAUCGCCCCAGCCAUGCCUCCACAAAGGCCUGGCUCCCCGCUCUACUGGCCCCAGGACUUUGGUCUUGAAGGAGGUUCACCCAGGAGCUCCCUGUAGGCAGGCUCCCUCAGCCAGCGUGUGGUCUCAGCCGUGGAAGUGGAGACUUCCCCCUAGCAUGGGGAAGAAGGGCCUCCUGUCCCGUGGCUUCCCUCCCACCCAAAGCCCCCCCCCCCCCCCGGGCCGACGGGAGCUGAUGUGUGCUGGGCGCCCAGCAGUAGCGUUUACAUGACCCACACCCUCUUGCCUUACUCAGGCCGGGGAGGCUGAGCCUGGCCCCGAGCCCCAGGGAAGCCUCCCCACCCCCACCCCGAGGCCCAGGAGCUUGGAACAACCACACAUGACACAUUUUCAUGCUCAGAAAGCCUUACAACAAAAUUUUUAUAGCAGGAGAGUCUUUAUUAAUUUGUAUGUUGAAAGAAAACGUCCUCAUUAAAAAGGGAAGCGAUCUCCAUUUUCCAGAUGGGUCUCCUAGGGGAGGGGAGAGGAUUUCCCGUGGUCUGGUGCUGCCAGGGCGCACGUCCCGGGCCCUGCCUGCGUGAGCAAGCUCCCAGCGGUUAGAAUGCACCCCUGGAUCCUGCACCCCGUUACCACCAGGGACAGAGGCACGCGUACUCUGGGGCCGUGGAGGUAGUCACUCGCUCGGUCGGCACCGGCCUCCUGGGACGGAGCAUCCGCUCGGUGCGAGGGCUCGGGAAGCCCCGCCCGGGCGCUCUGCCCCGGCGUGAGCAGCGAAGCGGUGCCCGGCGGCACCUUCACUGCCGGCCCGGCCCUUCCCGCCGCGCCGGCCCCGAGGCCAUGCCCGGGGAAGAGGGAGGCGUCCUCCAGCGGCCGCAGCGGAGCUCUUAUAGCCUAGGUAGAUAGUGUGACUCUAGCGUAGUCUUGGUAUGAGUGUCGUCAGCGUGAAGGGGCGCGGGCGAUGGCCGGGACGGGGGUGCACAGGCUGUACGGGGUUGUGCACGCGGCCGCGGCGCUAGCCGGGCAGUGCUGGUGCUGCUGAGCGUCGGAAACCAUGGCGCCUGCGCGGUGCCGGCCCCGCUCCCCGCCUCGGCGAAGCAGUCUGUGCGGCAGGGCGCCCGCUCCGCGCCCGCCGCCCUCCGCCCGCCGCAGCCCGCCCGCCCUGCGCAGCCCAGGACUGUCUUGCACUAGAGCCCCUCUAGUCUCAGGAAUUUGCUUGUUACUUUUACUGUGUAAAUAAAGCUUCCUGGUUCAAUGCCCAGCUGCCUGGGAACGGCUGUGUGGCUUUGUUGGGUGUAGGGAUCAGGGGGGGCCAC